Molecule: messenger RNA, 720 nt
Organism: Priapulus caudatus
Lineage: Eukaryota; Metazoa; Priapulida; Priapulimorpha; Priapulimorphida; Priapulidae
Product: COP9 signalosome complex subunit 2-like
Exons: 5
Biological process (GO): protein deneddylation; G protein-coupled receptor signaling pathway
Cellular component (GO): COP9 signalosome; membrane
Molecular function (GO): G protein-coupled receptor activity; protein binding
Source: RefSeq, a predicted model, not a curated record
GUUGACAUUCUUAUAUCACAGGAAUACUCGGAAGAUAGCAAUUCUGAGCCAGAUGUCGAUUUGGAAAACCAAUACUACAACUCUAAAGCACUAAAAGAAGAUGAUCAUAAGGCAGCUCUGACUAGUUUCCAAAAGGUUUUACAACUUGAGGAGGAUAAAGGUGAAUGGGGGUUCAAGGCAUUAAAGCAAAUGAUAAAGAUCAAUUUUAAAUUGAGCAAUUAUGAGGAGAUGAUGACUAGGUACAAACAAUUGCUCACUUACAUCAAGUCCGCCGUCACGCGAAACUACUCUGAGAAAUCCAUCAAUUCGAUCCUAGACUACAUAUCGACAUCAAAAAAUAUGGAGCUGCUGCAGGAGUUUUACGAGACUACUCUAGACGCUCUGAGAGAUGCUAAAAACGACAGGUUGUGGUUUAAGACGAACACAAAACUAGGCAAGCUGUACUUUGAUCGAGAAGAAUUCAACAAGCUAGCAAAAAUCCUCAAGCAGCUGCAUCAGUCGUGUCAGGUUAUCGUGUCUGUGACCAGGUAUCGUAAGAUGCGCACAGUGACGAACUAUUUCGUGCUAUCACUGGCCAUCUCUGACCUGCUGUUUGCAACCCACGUCCCCAUCAUCAUCAUCACACGCAUCACCGUAGACUGGGUGAUCGGAGAUAUACCGUGCAAGCUCGUCGACUACAUGAUGUUCGUAUCGGCAAUCAACUCGAUUCUCACACUAAUG